Oppia nitens is the source of this 1734-nucleotide messenger RNA. RefSeq names its product sodium-dependent glucose transporter 1-like. Gene Ontology annotation, biological process: transmembrane transport. The coding region runs from base 209 to 1681 and encodes 490 amino acids. Lineage: Eukaryota; Metazoa; Arthropoda; Arachnida; Sarcoptiformes; Oppiidae. The record is from RefSeq and is a predicted model, not a curated record. The transcript has 5 exons.
AAAUCGCUGUUCACUCUCACAGACAGUUUGGUGUUUGAGAGUAAUAGUGAAAACAGCAAAAAAUAUAUAAAUAUUUAAUAACUUUUUUGUUGCUUUAAUUAAAUUGUUACUCAGUUAGAGUCAAGCAAAUAAUAAAAGUUUUAUUUUAAUAAUUGUUUAACAAAAUAAAAUCAUUUAUUUUGACCGCUAAUACCAAUCGAUCAGCAAAAUGAAGACCAAUAUCAAUAUGUCUUUGAAACUCAAAUAUAUCACAACAUUUGCACUCUUUUCUUGUUAUUUCUUUUACGGAGUCAACUUCUAUGUGGUCGGUCCCACACUUAUUGAACUAUCGGCUCUGUUUCGGUCAACAAUUGAAAAAAUAUGUUUCAUAUAUACGGUCCGAUCGGCCGGUUAUACAUUAGGCAGUCUAAGCGGAUUUCUAUUCAAUUACAUCAACCGUCAGUUGGCUUUUGUCUUCUUCAUGUCAUUGAUGGGAGUGAGUCUUCUUCUGAUGCCUCAUUGCACAUCACUGUUCCAACUGUUCUCAUUGGGCGCCAUCAAUGGCUUCUCCAUUGGCAGCUUUGACACAGCCAUUAAUGUCUGGAUUCUGGAGAUGUGGGGCGAACAAAGUGGUCCAUACAUGCAGGCCCUGCACUUUACCUAUGGUUUGGGCUCUUUCGUGGCACCGUUACUUUGCGAACCUUUCCUAUCUUCAAAGGUGAUGAUCGGACAUCAUAUAAAAAUUGAAGAUUACAUCAAUACCAGUGCUACACAAGAUUUUGAUCCAAAUAAUACUGGAGUCAAUAUAACACAAUUCUUAACCGAUGAUGAGAUCAGAUCCAACCCGACUCUCAUAUAUAUUCCCUAUGCGUUUGCCGGCGCAAUGACAAUAGCAUCGGCCGCUGCCGUACUUGUUCUCUACGCUUACAAGAAGUACGAACCGCCAACAGUUGAGAAAACUGUUUACAAAAUUGCAAACAAUGAUAAUAAGGAUCUCAUUAAAAAUGGCAACAAAAUAUCACAAUUGAAAAAUUUUAUCAAAACCAACAUUCCUUCUUUCAAUACUAUAUGGUUGGUAUCAUUGGGCGCAUUGUUUCUCACAUUUUUUGUGGGUAUGGAGCAAAUGCAUCUACAAUUUCUGCCAACAUUUGCUGUCAACACUGACCUCAAUAUGAGUCCAUCGGCUGCUGCUUUGGUGACUUCCGGAGCCGCCGCAGCUUUUACAGUGGGCCGCGGAUUGUCGAUACCUCUGUCCCUAUGGCUAACACCACAAGUGAUUCUCUAUGCAAACCAUAUUCUGAUGAUCGCCGGUAUGUUGAUUCUCGUAGUCUAUGCCAAUACAUCUAUGGUAAUGAUGUGGACGGGCAAUAUCAUACUGGGCGCCGGAUUAUCAUCCGUUUAUGCUUCAGUUUACGCUUUCCUCGAACAACAAUUUCGUGUAACCAACAGAAUCGGAUCGAUAUUUGUUUUCGCCGGCGGUCUGACCGCAGCAGUGUCUCCAUCACUGGUCGGCCAAUAUAUUGAGGCCAAUCCAUUGAUACUUAUCUGGUUUAAUCUGAUCUGCGUUGGGAUCUGUCUUUCAAUUUUGCUUGUAAUACACUUUAGUAUUUAUAUCAGAAAUCGCCAAAAACAGGCCAAAGUGGUGGACACUUCUGCCACCACCGAUGACGAGUGUCUCAAAAAGAUGAUAAUGAUGGCUUAAAAUCCAUCUAUAUAUUUAAUAUUUGAAAAUUAUUAUAAUAAUUGACUUUUUUA